This is a messenger RNA of Mercenaria mercenaria, 715 nucleotides long. RefSeq lists its product as uncharacterized. The coding region runs from base 102 to 536 and encodes 144 amino acids. NCBI's taxonomy places the organism in Eukaryota, Metazoa, Mollusca, Bivalvia, Venerida, Veneridae. The transcript is spliced from 3 exons. The record is from RefSeq and is a predicted model, not a curated record.
CUGCUCAUCUUACUUGAAAUCUGAUUAGCAAACUGGAUACGCUUCAGUAAAACAAACCUGUUAUUGAAUAGAAUUUUCCUCUGAAACACGUGAACAAACGAAUGUUCCUCUUGCUAGGAAAAUUUACGGGCAGUACUGCAGCUCGAUUGACAAAAAAGCGAGCAUUUGAAAAAAAAAGGAAGCAAGCAGAACGUAGUUUUAAACGGGGAAGACUCCUAAAGAAACCAAGAAAAAGAAACACUCUUAGGGCAGCAGAAGUCAGAGAAUGCCCAACAUAUCAGACGGAAGUUGGACAUUUACAAGAGGUUGAUUUAAACGAGAUUCCUGUUCCAGCAGUUCAGAAGCCACUAAGCAGAUCCACAGGGCCGCUGAAAAAGGUGUUCUUUGACCUAGAAACUACUGGUUCCGAGCACAAUGCCUACAUUGUCCAGAUCGCGGCAUUAUAUGGAGAAGAAUGUUUUGAACUCUACAUCUUACCGCCGAAGGAACUAAAACCCAAUGGCAUCAAAAGCAACCCAUCUUACUGUACAAAAUAAUAAAUUGUAUCACAGAAACGAGACACUGACGAAAGCAGAUAUUUUAAAGACAGCCAGAUUACUACGAGUCUGGUGCCGUACUACUUUUGUUAAUGGUUACGUUCCCACUAGUAGGACACUAAGUAGCUUACAAGACUUUGUGUGUUUGAUGCCAUUGAGUGACUGCACUUGGACAAAAG